Fusarium sp. VM40 is the source of this 1653-nucleotide messenger RNA. The record is from the annotation of a GenBank genome assembly. NCBI's taxonomy places the organism in Eukaryota, Fungi, Ascomycota, Sordariomycetes, Hypocreales, Nectriaceae.
AUGCCUUCUGCACAACCAGUCCGAGAUGACCCUUUCGGCCCUUCAGACACAGACCUUGAUUAUGACGUUCUCAUAGUCGGAGCUGGUCUUAGUGGCAUUCUCAGCCUUUAUCGUAUGCGUGAGCUCGGUUUGAAGGCUCGAGUCAUUGAAGCCGGGCCUGCUGAGGGUGGAACUUGGUUCUGGAAUAGAUACCCUGGUGCCCGAUUUGACUCAGAAAGCUACUCCUACAUCUUUUCAUUCUCGCAAGAGGUGCUUGAUGAAUGGAACUGGACGGAGCAUUUCGCUCCGCAACCAGAAACGCUCCGAUAUAUUCAGUAUCUCACGUCAAAGUUCGACUUGAAGCGUGACAUGCAGUUCAACACACGCAUGAACUCGGCACGUUUUCAAGAAGACAGUUCCUCAUGGCUUCUUGAAGACGAUGAAGGCGUUCAUUAUACCUGCCGAUAUCUCAUCACGGCUAUGGGUAUCUUGAAUAAGCCCACUCUGCCCAAUAUUCCGGGUGUACAGAACUUCAAGGGCGAGUCUUGGCACACCGCAAGAUGGCCUAGUGAUGCUUCCAGCCUUGUUGGCAAACGCGUGGGUAUCGUCGGUACCGGUGCGACAGCGAUCCAGACCAUCCAGGCCAUUUCUGACAAGGUUGGCCACCUCACAAUCUUCCAACGAACGCCUAACUGGACCGCUCCUCUGCGAAAUAGCAAAAUCAGUCCUGAAGAGAUGGAUGAGAUCCGGCAGAGAUAUCCAGAAAUCUUUCGCCAGUGCCUCGAAUCAUCUGUUGGCUUUAUUCAUGUUGGCGACCCCAAGAGUGUCUUCGCCAUGACAGAAGAAGAACGCCAAGAGCGCUGGGAGAAGCUAUAUGCUCUCCCUGGGUUUGCCAAAGUGCUCAGCAUAUCUGGAGAUAUUUACACAAACCGUGAGGCAAAUGCUUUGUACAGCAAGUUUCACGCGGAUAAGAUACGCGCAAGAGUCAACGACCCAGAGACUGCUGAAAAGUUGAUCCCGAAAAAUCACGGCUUUGGCACAAGACGAGUACCACUAGAGAGCGGAUACUUUGAGGUCUUUAACCAACCCAAUGUUAAGCUGGUCGAUAUCAGGGAAGCCCCGAUAACCCAAAUCACAGAAACCGGUGUCCAAACAGAGGAUGAAUUUCAUGAACUGGAUAUCCUCAUUUAUGCGACCGGGUUUGAUGCUGUCACCGGGUCCUUUAAUGCUGUAGACAUCCAGGGCCGUAACGAGGCCAAGCUGAAGGAUGUAUGGGCCAACGGCAUUCGGACGUUCCUGGGCCUCACAGUCAAGGAUUUCCCCAACAUGUUCAUGAUUAUGGGACCGCACCAGAUGUUUGGCAAUAUCCCAAGAUCCAUUGAGUAUGCAGCGAAUUGGGUAGCUGAUUGUAUUCGUUACGCUCGAGACAACAAGAUCACCUCUGUAGAAGCGACCGAAAAGGGUAUGGAGGACUGGACACAGCAUGUGCAAGAAUGUGGUCAAGGACUCCUGGCCAAUGAAGUUGAUUCAUGGAUGACUGGCGUCAACAAGAAUUUGGCUCACAAGCAGAAGCGGUCCUUGACACGAUACAACGGGCCAGCGCCAGGCUAUCGAAAGAGAUGUGACGAGGUGAAGGUUCGGGAAUACUCGGAUUUUGUACUAGGUCAUAACUAA